Molecule: messenger RNA, 1737 nt
Organism: Cavenderia fasciculata
Lineage: Eukaryota; Evosea; Eumycetozoa; Acytosteliales; Cavenderiaceae
Exons: 4
Coding region: 1-1737 (578 amino acids)
Biological process (GO): magnesium ion transmembrane transport; intracellular magnesium ion homeostasis
Cellular component (GO): membrane
Molecular function (GO): magnesium ion transmembrane transporter activity
Source: RefSeq, a predicted model, not a curated record
AUGGAGAAACUACCAUUACUCUCUUCAUCUUCAAGCUCUGUUGACAGAUUGCUAUCAAAGGAAAGAAGUUUAAAGGAUCUAUCAAAUGCUCCAGAUACCUAUUAUCAAGGUGGUGGUGGAUUGUCAUCAUCACGUGACAGUAACAACAACAACAACAAUGAAAAUGAAUUUAGAAUGACUACGACUACGACAACAAAGACUACAACUACGCCAUCAUCAUCAUCGUCUUCAUCAUCAUCAUCAUCAUCAUCACCUCAAAGAGUAAAAUCACCAACCUCAACUUCAAGUUCUCGUGUACCAAAAAAGUUUAAAGAAGAAUCAUCACCAUUAUUACUCACGCAAGAUAAUAAUACAAAUUACUAUCAACAAACGCAACAACAAUACAAUUUGAAUCAAUCAAAUGAUAGUAACAAAAGUUUUGGUAAAAGUGGAUUAUUCAAACAAAGUAGAGAUAGUAAUUUUGAUGAUGAUGACGAUCACUUGCUUCAACAACAACAUUAUCACGAUGAAUAUCAACAACAGGAAAAGAUUACUUUUCCAAACCUUUUACACAAACCUGUUCCACAUCAAAAGAUACGGCUAGUGUCUGAAGAAAAAGAUGUCUUUGAAACUUAUACAUUUGAUGAAUUAAUGUGUUUCUUAACAUUAAUCAAAGAAAAAGAAAAAAACAAAGAAGAUGAUGAAAAGAAUAUACAUCCUCUACGAAAGAGUGUUGAUCAAUCAAAUAAUAAUAAUAGUAAUGAAUUAAAAUCAAAUAAUAGAAGAUUAAAAAGAGUAUCAAGUCAUUUAAAUACUCCUACAUGGAUUGAUUUACAAGGGUUGACAGAUGAUCAAGUUGAUAUCGUUGGACAUUGUCUUGGACUUCAUUCGCUGACAACUAAUGAAAUUAAAUUGGAUGGUGAUACUCCAGAGAAAUGCGAAGAGUUUCCAGAAUACCUAUUGGUCAUCUGUUCCGAGUUGGUACAGAGUCGUGGUAAAGGAAAUCAACUACGAGAGAAUCUAUUCUAUCUUGUAUUGUUUAGUGACUAUAUCGUAGUCUUUCACAAACAUCCUCUAUCAUGUUUUGAUCAUGUUGUCAAUUCAUUCAAGUAUCUUUCACGAUCACAACUAUCUAGUUCCCAAUGGCUCCUCUUUGCCUUUUUCGAUGCUGUCAAUGAAGGUUACUCGGAACUCUAUGAAAACAUAACCAAAGAGGUUGAAGUAUUGGAAGACUUUAGUUUUCUAGAUUUUGAAGAAGUUGAAUUCAAUGAAACUUAUAUUCGUCUUGGUCGUGCAUCUCGUCAUUCAACUCAAAUUCUACUUUCAUUAUUAAUUAAAAAUGAUAUCUUAUCAUCAAUUUUAAGAGGUACUAUAAACAAAGAGACAUCAGUACAUCUUAGUAAUGUAAAAGAUAGAAUUGGCUUUUUGAAACAAAAUAUGAAAUUAACAGAAGAUCUAUUGGAAAAUUUAAAGAAUGUCUUUUUGUCAAAGAUUUCAUUACUAGUGAAUGAAGAAUCACAUAAAUUAAAUAUAUCAAUGAGUAAAUUUACAACAUUGAGUGUAAUAUUUCUACCGAUUACAUUGGCUGUUACAAUCAUGGGAAUGAACAUAAAAAUACCUGGUACUACAGAGCACGACAAGAAUGAAACUGGAUUGUUAUCAUUUUUUGUAAUAGCGGUUAUCCUUGGUAUUAUUGUUAUUGUCAAUACAUUUACCCUUAGAAAGUAUUUUCUCUCUGGUAUUGGUGAUAGAGAUUAA